This is a messenger RNA of Corticium candelabrum, 689 nucleotides long. Its product is annotated as large ribosomal subunit protein uL18B-like. Lineage: Eukaryota; Metazoa; Porifera; Homoscleromorpha; Homosclerophorida; Plakinidae. Gene Ontology annotation, molecular function: 5S rRNA binding; structural constituent of ribosome. Bases 1 to 603 code for a protein of 200 amino acids. Gene Ontology annotation, biological process: translation; ribosomal large subunit assembly. The transcript is spliced from 5 exons. Gene Ontology annotation, cellular component: cytosolic large ribosomal subunit; ribosome. The record is from RefSeq and is a predicted model, not a curated record.
AUGAAUGUCGCCAAGCGAAAAUUUCAGGUUCUGACCAAGCUUGGACUUGCCGAACACUAUCAAGGAGUCGAUGAAGUAUCCGGUGAAGAAUAUCACGUGGAAGAAGUUGAUGGUGCUCCAGGCCCAUUCAGAUGUUUUCUCGACAUCAGACUAGCUAGAACAACUACCGGAGCUCGAGUAUUCAGAGCAUUGAAAGGAGCAGUAGACGGAGGUCUAGAUGUACCCCACAGUGUUAAAAGUUUUCCUGGAUACGAUGCUGAAACGAAGGAGUACGAUGCUGAGGUUCAUCGAGGACACAGUUUUGGACAACACGUUGCCAACUAUAUGACACACUUAGAAGAGAACGACGAGGAUGCUUACAGGAGACAAUUUUCAAGAUACAUCAAGGAAGGCAUCGCAGGCAACACACUGGAAGAUAAGUACAAAGCAAUUCAUGCUGCAAUACGAGAAGAUCCGUCUCAUAAACCCGCACCAUCCAAGGAUGUAACACCAAAGAGGUGGAAUCGAGCCAAGAUGUCGCUUGCACAACGACGAGAUCGUAUACGUCAGAAGAAGGAGGCUUUCUUGAAGCGUCAGGCGGCAGAUGGCGAAGACAAUGACUAGACACAGUCCUAGUAUUCUGUACUCGCGAGAUGCAAUGUCAAUUAAUAAACCAUAAUUGUUUGAUUUAAUCGAUUGUUACACACACA